This is a messenger RNA of Nymphaea colorata (pocket water lily), 3475 nucleotides long. Its product is annotated as pentatricopeptide repeat-containing protein At4g13650-like. Gene Ontology annotation, biological process: RNA modification. The transcript has 2 exons. Lineage: Eukaryota; Viridiplantae; Streptophyta; Magnoliopsida; Nymphaeales; Nymphaeaceae. The record is from RefSeq and is a predicted model, not a curated record. Gene Ontology annotation, molecular function: RNA binding; protein binding. Bases 1426 to 3291 code for a protein of 621 amino acids.
CAACGAAGCAUCCGCAUUCCAUAGCGCUAGCGAAGGGAUAAGUAGUUUCAACUUACUACCAUUAAUGCUUGAAUCUGCUUUCUUCCAAUUCAACCAUGGCUGACUCCAACCAUGACAUAAGCGGUAAGAAGUGGGAGAAAGGAGUUCUAAAAAUACUCUGGCUGCACUAUGGAGGUCAAGCAAGGAUUCACUGAGUCGGGAAAGAUCUGCCGGGGGAUAGGGCCGCACUCUUUAUUAGGCAAAAGAUGAUGAUGCGAUGUGGACCUAGAUAUUCUUUGCUUUCAGUUUUAUUCAUUUUGAGGAAGAUUUCUGGUUUUUUCUGAGUUUGUUUCAUGCUUACAGAGGAAGCUUCCAAGAAAAUUCAUUUAGAGAAGGCUCAAGGUUUAUAUGUUUUUUCUGUUUUUAUGGUUUGUGUAUGUGAUCCUGAUAGGUCUUCGAUGUUUUAUUCAACUGUUGCUUUAGGCAAGCUCGUUCUUGCAGACAAAGCAAUUGAUCUGCAAGACAAAGCAAAGAUUUGAAAAGGUUGGCUGCUUUUAGCGCUCAGGAUAAGAGUUGACUGCACUUAGAACUUGUAAGGUGGUUUAGGGCUUUACUGGUUUUAAUAAUUGUAAACGAAUUGCUGAUGUUGUGUCGUUUGAUUUCUUGAGCACUCCCAUAUUCGCCUUUUUUUUUUUCCUGAUAACUACUAGAUAUAAAUGAUCUUUCAAAAAUCAUGGCAGGCCUACCAGAUUUUCAUUAUUGUAGAAAUCCGAAAUUGGAUAGAGUUGGGGAGGCUGCCGUUCAGUGAAUCAGAUUAUUCGUCACCAGCCAUCUGUUACGAAUAGGCAGAAAGCAAUAUUGCAUCGUUUUUUAAUAUAUAAAAAUAUUUAUUUAAAAUAUUUAAAAUUAUGAGUAAUAUAUGGCACAUGACACUCUUUGCCUCGGUGUAUAAAGUGAAUUAAUCUGUCACCGAUACAAUUUAAAUCGUCUGGUUUAGCCGAUUUCUGAGUUCCGAGCAGGUCACGUUUAAUCUAAUCUAGUCACUCUUCGUAUUCGAGCUCAUCCCAGAUCAAUGCAGAAAUGGUUCCUUCAAAACUAUUUCAGAUGAUGAUUUUAGUUGGGAUUUGAUUUGUAAAUCUUGUGACCGAAUUCCAGGUGCUCCCAUGUUUGAUCUUGCCAGUAGGAACAGGCUCGGAUGCAAAGAAUUCAUGUUUUACAAAAAGGGACAUAACUCCAAAAAUGGUCGUUGAAACGAUUUUCAAACAAGUCAAUGUUUUGUUGAAAUUGAAAAAGAAGAAGGAAACAUGGUUGCUGCCACUGACGAGAGUGACUUUAUCUCGCAAAAGAAAGCACUUCUGAUGAGGCUUCCCGUCCUAGCAUGCAGAGUAGGUGGUGGACAGAAGUUCGUUUUCCAGCAUAUCCUAAGGGGAGAGAGAUGAUGGGAAGAUGGUGUCGCGGUCUUCCGCUUCUCUCCGGCGUCUUAUUGCGAAUUUUCAGCCUAAAUGCAAAAUAUACACCUGCCCACAGUCAAAUUCUGAUAUACAGAGGCAAUCGGUUGCUUGGAACAAAAGAAUUGCCUCCUACGUGAACGCCGGCCAUCAUUUUGACGUGUUGUUGCUCUUUGCUCGCAUCCAAGUCUCUGGUGUGCCUCCUAACCCUUUCACUUUCUCCAGCGUCCUUCAUGCCUGUUCAGUAUUGGGUAAUAUCUGUUUUGGCAUCCAGAUUCAUCCCACCAUUGUUAAGCUUGGUUUUGAUUCAGAUGUCUUUUGUGGGAGUGCCCUCGUCUCCAUGUACUGUAAAUGUUGCAGAGUAGACGACGGUCACCAAGUAUUUGCUGAAAUGCCUGAACGAAACACUGUGACCUGGAACUCGCUUAUUUCGGGUUACGCGCAAAUUCCCGAAUUUUCUCAUGUGGCCGUCUCUUUGUUCCUCCAAAUGCUGGAGUCAGGAGUUGUUGCUAGCUCAUUCACCUUAACGAGUGUUCUUGUGGCGUGCUCGAGAACGGAGGCACGUGAACUGGGUAGGCUGAUUCAUGGAUAUUGUUUGAAACUUGGGGUUCUCGAUAAUGUUGUUAUGGGAACGGCCCUUGUUGAUAUGUACGUGAAAUGUUCUAGUUUGGUGGACGCUCGGCGGGUGGUUGAUGAGAUGCCUGAGAAGAAUGUGGUUACCUGGACCAGUUUAGUCACUGGCUAUGCACAAAACGGACUGUCAGAGGAAGUUCUUAUGACCAUCAGAGAAAUGCUGCGAGUGGGGGUAAGGCCAAAUCAACUGACAUAUAGUAGCGCUUUGAGCUCCUACGCAAGUGCAGGUGGCUUGCCUUAUGGUAGACAAGUACAUUGCCAGGUGAUCCGAGCAGGUAUUGAAUCUGCAGCAUAUAUAACAGCAACUCUUCUAACAAUGUAUUCAAAAUGUGGUAGCUCAGAGGAUUUCUGGAAGUUGUGCUCUGGAAUUUUAGUACGUGACCGGGUUACAUGGAAUUCAGUAAUUGCAGGGAAUGCUUGUCUUGGGGAUGACAAAGAGGUCCUCAAAAACUUCUCAAUAAUGAUGAAGGAAUCUGUACGCCCAGAUUUUUUUACGUUCGCAAGUGUCCUACGAGCAGUAGGGAACUCUGCAGCCCUUGAACAAGGUAAACAAACUCAUGUCGUGGUCUUCAAAACUGGGUAUGCAUCAAACUUGUAUGUCCAGAAUGGUCUAGUGUCUAUGUAUGGAAAAUGUGGCUUACUAGAAGACUCAGAAAGGGUCUUCUACAUGAUGCGGGAAACUGAUCUAAUUUCAUGGAAUUCAUUAAUGGCUGGAUACGCCCAACAUGGACAUGGUAGGAAGGCUGUUGAGUUGUUUGAGCAAAUGAGACAUCUAGGCAUCCGACGAGAUGAUACCACCUUCCUCUGUGUGCUAUCUGCCUGUAGCCAUUCAGGCUUACAUGACAAAGGACUGGAGUGUUUUGAUCUGAUGAGCACUGAACAAGUAGUUCCAAAGGCAGAGCAUUAUUCUUGUGUGGUUGAUCUUCUUGGCCGAGCUGGUUAUCUUGAUGAAGCAGAAUCUUUCAUCAACAGCAUGCCAGUAAAGCCUGGACUUUCAAUGUUUCGAUCAUUGAUCAGUGCUUGUCAAGCAUAUGGAUACAAGAGCAUGGCAAUUCGUGUGGCUAAGCAUUUUCUCGAGUUGUACCCUGCAGAUGCUUCCACCUACGUCUUGCUGUCUAACAUGUUUGCAGGAGAGGGUAGCUGGGGUACUGCAGCUGUUGUGAGGAAGCUUAUGAGUGAUAGAGGUCUGAUAAAGAAGCCUGGCAACAGUUGGAUCGAUGCUGGCAAGUAGAUUUAAAAGUGUGGUUCUGAACCAUCUGUUUUGGCUAAAAGUACAAGUUCAGUUAUAGAAAAAAUGGGGAUACCAGAACCCAAUGUUGACCCGAACUGCCAAUUUUUGGACGUAUUGGAUAUGUCGAUCUGAGAAAACCUCUCUUGGUUCCUUGUACAUGGUAAAAUGCACGGCAAUUUUGAAA